AUUGGAUGAUGAAAUGUAGGUUAACCAAUCAAAUGGUAUGUGACAAGAGCAGACAGACGGUCUACAACAACAAAUAUGUCGCCGACUAUAUUUUUCUGAAAGGUCUUGACAGAUCCUGCAUGUUUAGUUUUCGACCUUCAUUUCAAGUUACAAGUAGCAGGAUGGUGCUGUUUUCGCUCACAUUCGUUAGACAUGGGGAAACGCUGUAUAAUAGGAAAAGCAUUAUCCAGGGUCAAAUGGACGUGCCUCUCUCAAGCGUGGGUGAGCAGCAAGCCGGAUUGGUGGCUGCGAGACUCCAACGUGAGAGAUUCACACACAUUUUCUCCAGUGACCUCUCACGUGCCAGUGAUACUGCAAAGAUCAUCGCCCAGGCUAACAAAGUCUGUCUCAGUGAUAUCAUCUUGGAUAAAAGACUCAGGGAAAGGAAAUUUGGUGAGUUGGAGGGAAAGCAAUCCAAGGAGCUGAUGCACAUGGUGAAGAAGGCUAAGAAGAAAUACCUAGACUACACACCACCAGGGGCCGAGUCUUGCUUACAGUUACGAGAGCGGGCGAAGUCGUUUUUCGCAGAUCUAUGCAAACUUUGCUCCAACUUCCUUGAUGAAGAGGAAGCACACACCCCUGCCAAGAUCAAGCGUCGUCAUGGCGGCAGUCUUGGUCGUCACAGUCGCCAGAGUAACAAGCGUCUACAGCUCAGUGGCCGAAGUCAGUCAUUCUGUAGUAGCGGCAAUCCUCAGCACAUUAUCUCUGAGAUGACACUUAUGUCCGAUGAAGAGGAUUGCAAUGAAAACAGUAUUUACGAGAAAGAUGACAUGUGUCAGACCAACAGCUAUAUAACUAUGCAAGAUAAUGACAAUUUCGGAAACAACGGGAAGGUUCUUCCUGACUAUCAGUACAGGGAUGGGGUUCAAAGUAGCUCUGAUGAUUCCAGUAUGAGUGGAGAUCUCAGACAUAAAGGCAGCCUACAGUCAGAGGCUGAUACUUGUUCCGAAACCAGCUCUGACAGGUCACCGUCUUCCCAGGAUAUGAAUGGCAGCGAGUCUGACAGCACUCUGUCAGAAUUUGUGUGCCACAAAGUGCCGUUGAGUUUCGGUAGUGAAAUACAGACUAGUCCCCAUUCCCCACAUUUUACACACCCAUCACCCUGUCCCACAGCAAAGAGGCCUGCUGAAGAACUUGAAAGAAAUUCACAGUCGUAUGAGUGCCCGAACGUGUCAUUGACAAACUCCUCUAGCGCACACCAGUUUUCAAGCAUUUCUAGCAUCAGUUCAGGGCGAAACAGUAGUUUCGAUGAUUUGGAAGGCCUGCCACUAACUGUCGCAGAUAUUCUUAUAGUGAGUCAUGGAGGCUUUAUCAAGGAAUGCUUACGCUAUUUUGUGGAUUCGCUGGACUGUAAAAUACCAGGUGUGAAAGGUCAUGCCCUGAAAGUUUGCCCUAAUUGUAGUGUCUCAAAGUUUAAUAUUACUAUAGACGAGUCUACCGGACACCCUUCAGUGACUUGCAUCCUCAUACAUGACAAAGAUCAUUUGAUUGACCUGAACUUGCCACCCGCAAAAGGAACAUACUGAGACUUACAGGCACUAAAUUACAGUGUUUACAAUAUUAUAUAUACCUGGUAUUCAUGUUUUUGAAGUAACAUGGUAUUAUAUGAUAUAGACAGUCACACGAUCGAGCCUUAUAAUAUUUGUUCAUAUUCCAACAAAGAUUGUUUUUGGGGGCUUGGUCUGCCAUGGAAAUUGUGUACAUACGCAAUGCCUCUUGUUAUUUGGUUUUAAAGUGCUGACUGCUUGAAAUUAGCUUUGCUAUGCACAUUGUUUUGUGAUGUAAGUGCUUAUUCAAUGUACAUUUUGAGAUUUUAAAGGGGAAAAUAGUAUAUAGCAUAAUUAUAUAUUUUGUUACAAAAAUUGUCUGACAAAAUAAACAUGAGAAAGUCAUUCAUAAAGUGACUAUUCAUCUUAUAACAAAUCAUCAAAAAUAUAUAUAUGACAAAAUGUUUAUGGCAGCUGUUCAUGUUUUUUGAUAGAUUUUCAUUUUUUUUAACUGUCAUUUUAGUGCAGUAUUAAAAAUGAAUUCUCUCAUUUUUUUAUUUAAAUGAUAUUCAUUUUAUUUCAUUCUCAAAUAUUGUUAUAAAUAUUUAUAUAAUUUGUUUAUAUAAACAUUAGCAUAAGAACAAGAUAUUAAACAAUCAAAGAUCAAGUAAUGAUAUUAUUACCAGUAUGUUUUUAAUUAAAAUUAUCUAUAUAUCGAAAUACUUGCAUUAGGGGAAUUUUCUCCUAAAAUUUUGAAAAAUUCUUAAGCUGGCAUCGCAUUUUCAAUUAUGUUAUUAGUAAUUUAUAUUAAAUAAGUAAAUAUUUACUUUUUUUAUAAUUAUUAUAUGAUGGUGCUUUGUUUAUAAUGGCUUUUUUAAUACUAAGGGGGGGGAGCUCAGAAAGUGACUAGAAUUCCAUUGCGAUAUUUAUGAUAAAUGAAUGUGUUCGAAUGGACAGAAAAAUAUUUGUACUGAAUUUGAUGUUCUGAUGAUUUAUAUCAAGAUGCUGAAAUAUUAAUCUAAAUAGUGUCAUUUCCUUUUUCUUGUUGAUAUCACUAGAUCAUGAUAAUCUUAAUAAUAAAAAAUGAAAUGCA
Mya arenaria is the source of this 2619-nucleotide messenger RNA. RefSeq lists its product as uncharacterized. The transcript has 5 exons. Gene Ontology annotation, cellular component: cytosol. Gene Ontology annotation, molecular function: fructose-2,6-bisphosphate 2-phosphatase activity. NCBI's taxonomy places the organism in Eukaryota, Metazoa, Mollusca, Bivalvia, Myida, Myidae. Gene Ontology annotation, biological process: fructose 2,6-bisphosphate metabolic process; negative regulation of glycolytic process; negative regulation of programmed cell death. The record is from RefSeq and is a predicted model, not a curated record. Bases 6 to 1565 code for a protein of 519 amino acids.